AUGAACGACGACGACGGCGUCAUCGUGAUCAGCGACAGCGACAGCGGCGGCGGCGACGCGCGCGACGCCCACGCUGGCGUCCGCAACCGAAGCGCACGCGACGGGAACCAAAACCACGACGACGCCGACGAGCUCCGGCGCACGAAGGAGCGCGAUGACGCCGCCGACGACGCCGACGACCGACUGCCCGACGUCAUGAAGCAUGAGUCGUGGGCCAACCCCGAGUGGAAGUCGGAGCCGACGUCGAGGAACAGCCCGCCAGGUGAAAACUUCGCCUGGCCCCCCAACCCUCCUUCCCCCCCGCGGAGGUCGUCCGCGACGCAGGAUGAUGACACCAUCGUCAUACUCGGCAGCGACGACGACGACGACGCCGCCACCGACGCCGCCGCCGCCGCCGACGCCGCCGCCGACGACAACAACGACGAUCGUCGACACGAGGCCGGCACGCAGGUAACCGUUUGCGGCUUAAAGAAGAGGCCCGCACUUAACGGCAAGCACUGCGAGGUGGUCGCCUGGCGGGGCGACUCGGCGCGAUACCGGGUGCGCCUCUUGCCGGCCAACGUCGAGGAGGAGGCGCCCUGCUACGACAUCAAGCCCGAGAACAUCAUGCUCGCGGGCCCUUUGUCCCAUAGGUCGAUUCACACCAUAGGAGGGUUCUCAAAGUCCCUUCACUUCCAGGACGUCGCGGAGCUGGAGGAGUGGGCAGUCCAAUUCAAUGCAAGGCACAGGGUGGAGGGGGCCCGGUUCUCCUUUGAGCAUGGCCCGCCGAUAAUGUCCACGAAGCUGGUGUUGCACACCGGCGACACGAUCAAGCCUACGAGGCAGGUGCGUGACCUACAAAGAAACGGGCACUGCAUCGUCACCGAGGUCGCGUUCUGGAGAGAGGUCGCCAUCGCGGACGAGACCCCCCCGGUGAGGAAGCGCGGACGCACCAGCGCCGCCGCCGACGAGGCCACCCCGAAGCGCCGCAGGAGCAGCGCGACGUCGACGCAGACGGCGCGGUCCACGGGUGGUGGAGCGAGCGGCGGCGGCAACCACUCCAGCGCCGGAGGCUCGAGCUCGCGCACCUCCGAGAAACAGAGGGGCAUCGCCGCCUUAAACGCGCUGUGGAAGCGGCGGGGCGACGAGCUCUGCGGGGGAUGCUUGGUUGGCACCAAGCGAGCGAUUGUUGGGCGUUUUGGGCUGUUCAUAGGGUGCAGUCACUAUCAGCGACGCCCCACGCCCUGCUGUCACACUGCGGACGUGGAGGACGAGGAGCUCGAGGUGUGGAGAGCUGCUUUACGCGAGACGACGACAUCGACGUGA
This is a messenger RNA of Micromonas commoda, 1305 nucleotides long. RefSeq lists its product with no specific name. The transcript has a single exon. NCBI's taxonomy places the organism in Eukaryota, Viridiplantae, Chlorophyta, Mamiellophyceae, Mamiellales, Mamiellaceae. The record is from RefSeq and is a predicted model, not a curated record. The coding region runs from base 1 to 1305 and encodes 434 amino acids.